Molecule: messenger RNA, 673 nt
Organism: Alosa alosa (allis shad)
Lineage: Eukaryota; Metazoa; Chordata; Actinopteri; Clupeiformes; Clupeidae
Gene: znrd2
Product: zinc ribbon domain containing 2
Source: RefSeq, a predicted model, not a curated record
GUCUCAGGACCCACCACAAAAGAAUUGGCAGGAAGCGUGAGGUCCGACUGGAGCUGCUGUUAGGGGCUAGCAGAGACAAGUGAUCAGCAUGGCACUAAACGGAGAUGACGACUACGACUGGGAGCCGCCGACGGAGGCCGAGAUGAAGGUGCUCGAGGCGCAGCGCGAACGGCAGGACAAGAUCAGCAAGUUGAUGGGCGGCUAUCUGCUCAAGGGCUACAAGAUGCUGAGCGACUGCUGUCAGCAGUGCGCGACAAUUCUCCUGGAGGACCGACAGAAAAACCUCUACUGCGUGGCCUGCCAGGAACUGGACUCAGACGUGGAUAAAGACAACCCAGCCCUGAACGCACAGGCGGCCCUCUCCCAGGUGCGUGAGCGUCAGUUGGCGAGCCAGCCGUGUCUGCAGUCCAACGGGAAGCGGCCCUGCCCCUCCAGCGGCACCACGCGGCCCAUCCGCACGCUGCCCAGACCGGAGCACUGCGAGGGGGCUGCGUCCGGACUCAGAGUCCCAGCGGGAGCCACCGCCGGCUGGCCAUCCACCACCACCACCCCCCCUGCCCCUGCCCCUGCCCCUGCCCUCGCCCCUGCCCUUCCCCACCCCGCUGCCGCCCCUGCCCCUGCCCCUGAGCACGUGUUCCCACAGAUGAAUCUGUACCCCAGUGACCGUGAGUAA